Eublepharis macularius is the source of this 3800-nucleotide messenger RNA. RefSeq names its product signal peptide peptidase like 2A (gene SPPL2A). Lineage: Eukaryota; Metazoa; Chordata; Lepidosauria; Squamata; Eublepharidae. Gene Ontology annotation, molecular function: aspartic endopeptidase activity, intramembrane cleaving. Gene Ontology annotation, cellular component: lysosomal membrane; lumenal side of endoplasmic reticulum membrane; cytoplasmic side of endoplasmic reticulum membrane. The transcript has 16 exons. The coding region runs from base 183 to 1796 and encodes 537 amino acids. Gene Ontology annotation, biological process: membrane protein proteolysis. The record is from RefSeq and is a predicted model, not a curated record.
GGAAGUGGAAGGGCUCGGCGCCGAGGCGGACGGAGAGCUGAGGGAGGGAGGAAGGAAGCCGCUGCCUCCCCAGCAAGUGCCGGGGUCGCCGCUCCUUCGCGGGUGCAUGUGACCGAGAGAGGCCGGCGGGUGUCUGAGGGGAGAAAGGCCCGUUUUCCGGGACGGCGCGCCGAGGAAGGAGCAUGGGGGCCGCCGGGGCGCUGCGGGCUGCCCUCUGGGGCCUGUUCCUCCCGCUGAUAAGUGCCCAAGAGGGAAUCCUUCAUGCUUAUAGCAAUGACAAUCCUCUAUUAAAAAAGGACUACUGCAUAACCUAUAACCCUUCUUGGACCUUUCUUCCUAGUUCCUUAAAUAAUGCUACCCCUACAAGAUUGGCAGUCUUGACCGACAAACUGCUCUGCAAUUCUUCUGAAGUUUCACAUGAUAUCAUGAAGGACAAGGCGGCUGCAGUGAAGAGAGGGAACUGCACAUUUUUGGAGAAGGCUUGGAUUGCUCAGAGCCUUGGUGCUAAAAUACUGCUGAUUGCCAGUGGGACUGGUCUAAGUACUCCUUCAGGUGACAGGACCGUGUAUAAAAAUCUCAGCAUUCCAGUUGCACUUAUCUCUAAUGAGGAUAUUCUUGACAUUAAUAAGGUUCUUGGAAAUAAUGUUAAUGUAACGUUGUAUUCACCACCUUUGCCAGAGUUUGACUUCAGUAUGGUAGUCAUAUUUCUCAUUGCUGUGCUCACUGUGGCAGUGGGAGGCUUUUGGAGUGGAAUGGAAGAGCUAGAGGAAUUGAAGGCAGCUGCAAGCUCUGAAAACAGAGAAGUUUCAAGAAAGAGUUCAGAAAGUAUCAUUUUCAGCCCUGUGAAAGUUAUCGUAUUCGUUGUCCUCUCUUGCAUUAUGUUAGUCUUGCUGUACUACUUCUACAUAUGGCUAGUAUACGUUAUUAUUGCCAUAUUCUGCUUGGCAUCUGCAAUAAGCCUGUACAACUGUCUUGCUGUACUAAUAAGAAAAAUAUCUUUUGGCCAAUGCAGGCUUGCUUGCUGCAACACAACCUUUGAAGUGAGACUCAUUUUCCUUGCUGGAUUUUGCAUCGCAGCAUCUUCAGUUUGGGUUGCGUUUCGGAAUGAAGACAGCUGGGCUUGGAUUUUACAAGAUAUCUUGGGAAUUGCUUUCUGCCUGAACUUUAUUAAAACUCUCAAAAUGCCCAACUUCAAGUCAUGUGUUAUUCUUCUAGGUCUUCUCCUUGUGUAUGAUGUAUUUUUUGUCUUCAUCACGCCAUACAUUACUAAAAGUGGGGAAAGUAUAAUGGUUGAAGUUGCCACAGGUCCUUCUAAAAACAGUGAAAAGAGUUAUGGAAACUUGCUGGAAGCCUCUUCUGAGCGGUCAGCUCCUCAUGAGAAAUUGCCAGUAGUAAUGAGAGUGCCCAGGCUCCAACUCUGCACACCGAUGAUAUGCGGCAUGCCGUUUUCGCUACUUGGGUUCGGUGACAUUAUUUUACCAGGUCUCCUGGUGGCCUAUUGUCACAGGUUUGAUGUUCAGACAAGCUCUUCCUCUGUGUAUUAUAUUUCCUGUUGUGUAGCCUACGCCGUUGGCAUGUUGCUCACGUUUCUGGUUCUGUCACUGAUGGAGAUGGCACAACCAGCCCUUCUUUACUUGGUGCCCUGCAUCCUUGUCACCAGCGCACUAGUGGCUUGGAAGCGCAAAGAGAUGAAAAAGUUCUGGGAAGGCAACAAUUACCAGGUGAUGGAUCCUGCAGAUUUUGCUGCUACUGAAGAAAACUCCACGUUAUCCAGUGAUCAAUGUGGAGGACAGUAACUGGUGGGCACCCAAAAUGAUGUAUCAAGAUUUUUCUACGCAAAUAAUAGAAAACGGUUUGAUUUUUAAAUUUGAAUAUUUCUUACAAUUUGUUACGAAGAAAAUUGCCUUGUUUUUACACUUGCACAUAUAUUUUUGUGAAAAGUAUACAGUUAUUGAUGAUAUCAGAAUGCAUAAAAUGUGCUGUUUUUCAGCUGCUAGAAUAUAUUCAAUAAACCUGUGCCUUUGCCUAUGAAAUUGAUAUUGUUUGUACGUAUCAUCUCAAACGCUGCCAUGUACCAGGCUUUCUGACUAAUGCUUAAAAGAUUUUUUUUGCUGCAGAUUGGCAAGAACUAGAAGUGUCUCAGAGUUUCUGGCAAUAAAUGCAAAACUAUGCUUGGACUAUAGGUAACAAUUCAGUUGAACGAAACACUGGAUUGCCAAGAAUGACACAAAAUGGUAGAGAGAUGAGUGGUUAGUUUGCCGUAGCUGUGUUUUAACACAGUUAAUGCUCUAUCCUUUCAAGCAGCUUUAUUUUCUCUACCCAGUUGUAUGAAGACCAAGCACUUUGUAGUUGAAAAGCAUUAAACAGAGAGUAGAUGAGGACAAAGAAAACAGAAGAUUGUUUUCCUCUUUAAAAAUUGAAUUUCCAUGAUAGGGAUGCUGUUUAGCUCUUAUUUCACCAAAGACACAGAGAGGUGACCUACGGCAGUUACUAUAUUGCUACGAAUAAAGAGCUUCCCUUUCUUGGAAUUUCAAGAGAAUUUUUUACUAACAGUAACUCUUGUGAAAAACACAAACAGGGUUCUUUCCCAUGGAAGCUAAAGCCAGACCUCCUUUUUGACAUGUUUGCUGCUGUUAUUUUGCAUGUUCCCAAUUACAUUUUUAAGCAUCUGAUAAAGAAAAUUAUGUUUUCAAUUCCACCUCCACUUUUGGAAAGGGAAGUAAAGAAAAAGCUCAAGAAUUGUGUGCCAGAUCUUUUAAGGCAGUAAUGCGUUAUAAGCCAAAGAUAUCUGGAACGACCUGCAAACAACUGACUGUUAGUAGUGCCUUAAUCAAAGCAGUAGCAGCACCUCCCACCUGUUUUUAAAAUAUAUUUCAGUACAGCAAAUGUCAGAUGGAUAAUCCAAAGAUCAGAUUCCAUUAUGAGUGGUAUCAGUCAGGUUUCUUUCCUGGACCAGAUUGUAAGGAGACCUCAAUUCUCUGUUGAAUGGAGGAAGGGGCAUAGUUUUCUAUUCUCAAAUGCAGGAACAAUCCAUUAUGUUUUAGUUAGUCAUUUCCAAUAGAGAGAUGUCCUUUUUUCAUCUGGAGCUCACCAACAAGUUGUAUCUGGGAGACGCAUCUGAAGUAAACAAGACCACAAAGCAGCUGUUAAAUCCAUUGGUUAACUGAAAACUGUUGCAUGCCUGAGAAACUUGAAGUGACAGCCCACAAACUGUCUCGUCCCAUCACCAAACACAAGGCAUUCAGGUUAUUCUUUAGACAACACGAACUACUUCAAACCCUGGCAGAUCACAAACCUGCCUAGUUUAAUCUUACAUUUCCAAUCCAUGUCGGAUUGUAUUUUACAAGGGAUCUAGUAAAGGAAUUAUUUAUCAAAACGCUUAUCAAACUGUAAAGGCCGUCUAUAUUGCUCAAGCUUUGAUGAAUAUUCUGGGGGUUCUCCUGUGGUGUGAUUGAUUUGGAAGAUGUUAAAAAUUAAGAGCAAUUGCUUGGAUUAUAGAAAAAUUGUUAAAAGUUGGAUAGUUUAGUAUCGUCUACCAAAAAGCAUACUAUUAACAUAGUUGACUACGACUGCAUUUAGAAACUUUUAUUGGAACUGAUAUAUGCUUUAAAAAUUCAGUUGGCUUUUUACAUUUAUGAGCCUUAAUAGCUAAUACAAUAGCAUAAUGGUACGAUAAUUUCAGCAUUAGUUAUCAAUACUGACAAUUACCCAUGUCACCUGUGGAACUCUGUAAAGUAUUUUUUUAAAAGAAUGUUAGAAUUUGGAACACUAUCUGGUAUUUAAUAAACUUUUUGACAAUA